AUGACCAUACAGGCCGUCCUGCACUGGGGCCGGGCAAACUGCGCGGCACAAAGCUCACGAGCUGCGCAGCACGAGUUGCUCAGUGGCGCUACGACGGGACUGGCUGCGUUGCUUUACCUGGCCAUGGCUUGUGGUAUCUCCCAGGACUAUGAGAAAGGCAGUGGCGUGGGCAGCACCCAGCGGCUCUUCUUCCACCUCGCAUAUGUUGGUCGAGCCUUCGUGCCCUGCUUUCUGCUUCUCAACAUCUCCACACUAGCUCGGGAGCGCAGAUCACCUGCGGCGGCCUUGCUGGGUGCGUGGAUCACACAGGUCCUGGCACUGUACCUCGGUCAGCUGGUGCAGGCGCAGAAGAGAUGGAUCUUCCUCUUGGCAGCCGUGGCGGCGCUGCUGCCGAUGGGAAUUACGAUGUGUGCAUCUAUGGGAGGGCGUCUACAUCAGUCGCCAUUGAUGACCGCAUACCACUUCCUGGUGACUUGGGUCUGCCUUUGCGGCGCUGGCUUCUGCUGGCUGUUCCUCUGCUGUCAGGUCUUUCAUUUCCUUGAUGUGCAGACGGAGGUGGUGUUGGGUGCGAUCCUGGACUACUGCCUUCUGGGCGUCUCCAGCAUUGCCAUCAGCUGCGCGGGUCCUGACAUACAAGCUCCGCUGCUUCCCAGCCAGGAAGAGGAGCUUUCACUCUACCCUGGUCCACAUAGCCACGGCUUCUUCCCAAACCUGGACUUCUACGACGACAACCUGUAG
Molecule: messenger RNA, 738 nt
Organism: Symbiodinium natans
Lineage: Eukaryota; Dinophyceae; Suessiales; Symbiodiniaceae
Source: the annotation of a GenBank genome assembly